CUCCGUACUCGAGACCAACACUGCUUUCAUCUGGUUCUCAUCAGGAAACCCUAAUUGAAAAAAAUGGUAGAAUUCAAUUAUUUUGUUUCCUUCACUCAGAUGAUGUCAUCAUAAAUUUUCUACUUCACCUUUCCCCAAAUUAAAAACCUCCAUUAAAACCUCAAAAACCCUAAGCCCUAAAAUUCUCGCCCUUCGAAUCUCUCCAGAAAUUCACCCUCUCAUAAAUUGCACUUUCAGAUCAUCUUUGCCGGAAUGGUGAACUUAUCAUGGGAUAUCCUAUCAGACAACCUUGUUCGGUUGCCUGCGAAGUCCAUCGCACGAUUCAGGUGUGUAAACAAAGGGUGGUGUCAUUUAAUGAAAAAUCCUGAAUUUCUUAAAAGACAAUUUAAGCAUGCUGUUGAGCUGAACAGAUUUAGUAUCGUGUUUCACAAUCAGAAUGAUACAUAUACCUUUAGUUAUGAUCCAUCAUCGUCAAUAUGUAAGAGCUCUGGUCAUAUCAGAUACCCUUCUUUUAAAAUGGAAAUUGAGUUUUUUGGAUGUUGUAAUGGCUUGGUUUUGUUAAGGCAUAUUAAUGGGUUCAUGUCGCAUCUACUCAUCCUUUGGAACCCGACCACUAACGAGUGUAAGAAGUUACCAGAUCCAGCAACUGAAGAAAAGGUGCGCCUAAUGGAAUUAGUAGAAUAUGGAAUUGGUUAUGAUCACCAAAUUGAGGAUUUCAAAGUUGUACGUAUAGCGGUGGAUAGGUGUGAGGUUCAUGUGUAUACACUAAAAUCAAAUUCAUGGAGAAAACUUGAGGACAUCCAGAGUCAUUUGUUUUCCUACUUCUGAUAUACCUGAUAUGUCUCAUUUACCUGUUAACGGUGCUCUUUACUGGAAAGCGUCAAGAGGGAAUGAGCACAUGAAAUACAUUCUUCGCUUUGAUUUCGAGAAAGAAGUAUUCGAUCGGAUACUAAUACCUGAUGAAGUUAAUGAUGAUCACAGAUGGCAUUUGUGUGUUUUAGGAGGGUCUCUUUGGUUACUUGUUAAUGAGUGUGGGCAUAGUCUUCAAUUCUGGAAGUUGAAGGACAAUGAAGUGAAGAAAUCAUGGACCAUUACUUUAACCAUUGAGUUAGAUAAAUUUUACUAUAUGCAGGAUUUGAUUCCCUUACAGUUUUUAGAGAACGGUAAAAAUUUGUUUGGGGCACACAAUGAACAUGAUUGUUUGCAUUUCAUUUUGUAUGACCCCAUACAUGAGACAACUAGAACUCCUAAGGCUUACAAGGUUAUAGCAACUUCAUCAUUCCCUACUUCAGUCUAUAUAGAGAAUCUAAUCUCACUCCAGACGGGUACAUAUCUAGGGCAAGAACAGUUGGACGAAGAAGAUAUGAUGCCGGAGGAGAAUAGGUUGACAAUGAGGCUGUCGGUGGUUCAGUUGGUAGUGCAGCUAUUGAUGGCACUAGUAAUGUUGAUGGCAUUGUAUAAGAAGACACAUCCAGAACAAAAUUAAGGAAAACAGGACAACAUGAGUGUUUUUUAUGCAGUAAUUUUCUUUGAUAAAUUUGUUAUUUCCGUAUCUAGAGUCGGUAGAUGGUUGUUAGACUAUCAGACUGGGAUGUUCUUCUUCUAGUUGAAAGAUGUGUCAGAUAUUUGUGUUA
This is a messenger RNA of Papaver somniferum (opium poppy), 1634 nucleotides long. RefSeq lists its product as uncharacterized. The transcript has 2 exons. Lineage: Eukaryota; Viridiplantae; Streptophyta; Magnoliopsida; Ranunculales; Papaveraceae. The coding region runs from base 839 to 1486 and encodes 215 amino acids. The record is from RefSeq and is a predicted model, not a curated record.